UUGAAUAACCACCCGCAAACGCCCACAAGCUGAUUGAUGUCGGGCGAAUUAUUAAGUGCUUUCGCGCGGGUUUUAAUAAAUUUACUGUGAUUAUAAUUUGUUUUUUCUGCUUUACGUACAAGAGGAUUUUACGCGUUUUGUGCGCAGGAUUGCACCACCUUCGACAUUCACAAAAUAUGGAUGCCAGCUACAUCCCGAACAACCCCCAGUUUGGGUUGCAACUCGAAUGUAACUGGACCACCGGAGUACAACCUUGUCAAAAUUCAUGCCAAAGUUCCUGUCCAGAUGAGCUGUCCUCCUGCUGGCCUGAAGAUAUGGGCUCAUUUACUUUACCGCUUGAUUUAGAACCGCUGCCGACGCUAUUCCCAUUUUCGCCCUGUUCCAGUGCUAACGGUUUGUUUAAAACAGAAGAAGCGUUACAAAAUUCUUCGCCUAUAACGAAAGAUACUAAGGCGCCUUCCGCUGAUAUGGCCGACGUUUUACUUUCACUGAAACAUGCCGUCGUUCAUCCCGGUCAGACCGAAAAGUACGAUCCGCAACAGCAAAUGUACCAUCCGCAGGUGUUGCUUUCGCCGGGUGGAUACGGCGGGAGUUUCUGUGAUCAAGCCUUCCCUCAGCAGCCGCCGAUGUUUCCAAGCAUGUCCGUGAACGUCUCAAUGAACAUGACGAUGCACGGUUAUCAUCCCAACAGCAAUUACCCUUCGGCGGAAAUAACCUGCCCGCAGGUUCAGUGGAAUUCGGCGCCUCAAGUUUCCGUACCUGGCGGCUACAAUUCGCAAGGAUUGUUAAGUCCAAGUUACGCGGGUGCUACCUACUCGUUUACGGCGGAUUUCAGGCCGCCACAAGACGGUCCCGUCAUUUCCGCCUCAUAUAAACCAGUUUCUGUGUCUUUUGGCUCGCCUAGACGAAAACAUUUUCAAAAUCCCAUGGAGGACGAUUGCCAAAAACCAAACGUUUGCCGGAUUUGUGGAAAAAGCUACGCUCGUCCCAGUACGCUAAAAACACACCUAAGGACCCACUCAGGAGAAAAACCAUACCGAUGCGUUGACUGUAACAAAUCAUUUUCUCAGGCAGCAAAUCUAACCGCCCAUAUUAGGACACACAGCGGCGAAAAACCGUUUCGAUGUCCGGUCUGCGAUCGCCGUUUCUCACAGUCGUCUUCGGUUACCACGCACAUGCGGACACAUUCGGGAGAACGGCCGUACAGGUGUCGGCUUUGCAAAAAGGCGUUUUCGGACAGUAGCACCUUAACGAAACACCUUCGAAUACACAGCGGCGAAAAACCGUACGAGUGCAAAUUGUGCUUGCUGCGAUUUUCGCAGAGCGGAAAUCUCAACAGGCACAUGAGGGUGCACGGAAACGGAGGAAUUUUGACCACGUGAUUUUUAUUCAAGUGAUCGCUUUGUUGUUCAAUGGGAGCAGUGGUGGGGCAGCAGAUUUGCCUUUGUGAUAUAUUUUUCGAUUGGAAUGAUUUGUUAUAACGCAACCACACGAUAUUUGUUUUAUCCCUAUCUGUUUACCGUACCUUGUGUCUACAAACGCAAGCUAUUUUAAGCGUAGAUUAUUUAAAAUAAAAAUGUGCAACGAUUUGAUAACGAAUUACAUGAAAAAUGUUGAAUACCAAAGAUGUAAUUGAAUUGUUAAG
This is a messenger RNA of Photinus pyralis (common eastern firefly), 1645 nucleotides long. RefSeq names its product protein glass-like (gene Gl). The transcript has 5 exons. The record is from RefSeq and is a predicted model, not a curated record. Gene Ontology annotation, molecular function: RNA polymerase II cis-regulatory region sequence-specific DNA binding; DNA-binding transcription factor activity, RNA polymerase II-specific. Gene Ontology annotation, biological process: regulation of transcription by RNA polymerase II. Lineage: Eukaryota; Metazoa; Arthropoda; Insecta; Coleoptera; Lampyridae. Bases 177 to 1382 code for a protein of 401 amino acids. Gene Ontology annotation, cellular component: nucleus.